This is a messenger RNA of Pistacia vera, 1196 nucleotides long. Its product is annotated as oligopeptide transporter 1-like. Gene Ontology annotation, biological process: transmembrane transport. The record is from RefSeq and is a predicted model, not a curated record. Gene Ontology annotation, molecular function: oligopeptide transmembrane transporter activity. Lineage: Eukaryota; Viridiplantae; Streptophyta; Magnoliopsida; Sapindales; Anacardiaceae. Bases 1 to 1032 code for a protein of 343 amino acids. The transcript has 3 exons.
AUGGAAAUGGCAAGUCGUCACGAUGUUGAAGACGCUUCUGUUCCUCAUAGUAAGUAUUCUCAAACUCAUAAAACUGACAUCAUUGUCAGAGGAAUUGCGCUUUCAGUCUUCGCUUGUGAAGGAUUCGGUAAACAGUUUCAGCUUCCCUGGUGGGGACUCACACUAGCCUGUUUCAUACCAUUCCUCUUCAUAUUACCUGUUGGGGUGAUUCAGGCAACCACAAACAUGCAACUAGGGCUAAAUGUGAUUACAGAGGUAAUCAUUGGGUACAUGUAUCCUGGUAGGCCUAUAGCCAAUGUAGUUUUCAAGACUUACGGCUAUAUGAGGAUGACGCAAGCUCUCAGUUUUAUUGGAGAUUUCAAAUUAGGCCACUAUAUGAAAAUCCCUCCCAAAUCCAUGUUCGUUGUACAGUUAGUAGGAACUAUAGUUGCUUCAACUGUCUACUUUGGCACAUCCUGGUGGCUUCUCACAACCAUUCCCAACAUUUGUGACACAAAUUUGCUGCCAGAGGGGAGUCCCUGGACAUGUCCUGCAGAUGAUGUUUUCUACAAUGCUUCACUCAUCUGGGGCGUUGUAGGACCUCUCAGAAUGUUCACGAACCGAGGCGUCUACCCGGGACUCAACUGGUUCUUCCUAAUAGGCCUCCUCGCCCCAGUUCCCGGGUGGCUCCUCUCACGAAAAUACCCAGAAAAGAAAUGGAUCAAGAACAUCCACACACCGAUCAUCCUGGCAGGGAGACUCUACAUGCCAUUCGCUAAAGCUGUGCAUUACCUUAGCUGGGGAGCUGUUGGAAUCUUCUUCAACUACUACAUUUUCAGAAGGUAUAAAAUGUGGUGGGCUAGAUAUAAUUACAUUUUAUCAGCUGCUUUGGAUGCCGGGCUUGCCUUCAUGGGUGUGUUGGUCUAUUUCACCCUUCAAUCACAUGACAUUUUUGGCCCAGAAUGGUGGGGUUUGGAUAACACUGACCAUUGCCCUCUGGCUAAGUGCCCCAUCGCUCCAGGAAUUGAAGUCCAUGGUUGCCCUGUGCUUUGACAUUUCUUAAAUGCCUGAGAAAGCUUGAGAAAUUCUCCUUCUCAAUCUCCAAGGAUGACACAGAUUGUGCAUAUUAUUCGCAUGUAAUUUGUCAAUAAGUUUAGGUUGUCUUGGACGGUAACCAAAAUCCGAGUGAUUUGAAUAAAUGGAUUUGCUUGAUCAAA